AUGUCUCUCCCAUCUGGUGCUUACAUUAUCAACAGCCUCGGUUCACCAGGUGGCUCGUAUUUGGCUCGCGAGUCUGGUGACACACUCCUCCCAAAGAAAGUCUUCGUACUUCCACCUGGCACUGAAGCCCCUACGUGGGUGGUAACGCAGCUUGAUAACGGCCGCUACAAACUAGAGACUGGUGACGGAUCUGCCGGUGUAAUUGACGGCAAAGUCUAUGCUAUAGGCGUACUGGAAUCCCGGGAACAGUGGAUCCUCACCUACCAGGAUCUCCAGGGUGCUUACACUGUUGAAAGAGCUAGCCAGGAGGAGGGCUGGGUGGCCCCUGACGGGAUAGGCCCCGAUGCGCAGCUUGAGUCUCGGCCUCUCAUUGUAAUGCCCAGCGAGCCCCCGCAGUACCUUCCUAGCGAGCUGUUUAUCUUCUCCCCCGUUGAGCAGUAA
Messenger RNA from Fibroporia radiculosa, 441 nucleotides. RefSeq lists its product as uncharacterized. Gene Ontology annotation, molecular function: serine-type endopeptidase inhibitor activity. The transcript has 4 exons. Bases 1 to 441 code for a protein of 146 amino acids. NCBI's taxonomy places the organism in Eukaryota, Fungi, Basidiomycota, Agaricomycetes, Polyporales, Fibroporiaceae. The record is from RefSeq and is a predicted model, not a curated record.